Panicum hallii is the source of this 1084-nucleotide messenger RNA. Its product is annotated as neo-calmodulin-like. Gene Ontology annotation, molecular function: calcium ion binding; enzyme regulator activity. Bases 217 to 879 code for a protein of 220 amino acids. NCBI's taxonomy places the organism in Eukaryota, Viridiplantae, Streptophyta, Magnoliopsida, Poales, Poaceae. The transcript has 4 exons. The record is from RefSeq and is a predicted model, not a curated record.
CAGGGCACGAACUAGAUAGGGUACCAUUCCGUGAUUCAGAGACGAUCGAUCAGCAAUCCAUUGUUGAAUCGAUCAUGUGGUACCCGUCCAUCGUGGCUUGUGAAUUUGUGAUCGAGGGCACAUAAUGCGUCGUGCAUCGGUCAUGUGGUAUCUCCAACGUCAUUAAGAGACGAUCGAUCAGCAAUCCAUUGUUGAAUCGAUCGAGAGAAGAAGAGAAUGGACGUGGUGGAGCAGCAGCUGUCCAAGCAGCAGAUCGAGGAGUUCCGGGAGGCCUUCAGCCUGUUCGACAAAGAUGGCGACGGGACGAUCACGACCAAGGAGCUGGGCACGGUGAUGGGUUCGCUGGGGCAGAGCCCGACGGAGGAGGAGCUGCAGGAGAUGGUGAAGGAGGUGGACGCCGACGGCAGCGGCGCCAUCGACUUCCAGGAGUUCCUGACCCUCCUGGCGCGCCAGAUGCGCGAGUCCAGCGGCGCCGACGAGGAAGAGCUCCGCGAGGCCUUCCGCGUCUUCGACCAGGACCAGAACGGCUUCAUCUCCCGCGACGAGCUCCGCCACGUCCUCCAGAACCUCGGCGAGCGCCUCUCCGACGAGGAGCUCGCCGAGAUGCUCCGCGAGGCCGACGUCGACGGCGACGGCCAGAUCAACUACACCGAGUUCGCAAAGGUCAUGCUGGCCAAGCUCGAAUUGGAGACAGCGGAACCGGCCAUGCCGUCGCUCCUGAAAAACGGAUACCGCGUCUGUCGCUGGGUUCUUGCAUUUCGGAUCUUGCAAGUCGGCCGCCAAGUUAAACGCCGACGGCGAAGGCACCAGGAGAUGGAAGGCCAUGGGAGUGACUCAGAUCACGCUAAGACCACCUGCCCCUCAUGUACUAUCCUCUGAAACUCACUCUGCCACCCUCAUUUCUUGCUGACAGCUGAGUGAAAUGUAACAAAAUCCACUGUGUAAAUGAAAAAAAAUGAAAUGGUGACUAACACGAGUUCCAAUUAACUUGCCAGUUUUUUCUUGAAACAAUGAAAACCUGCUUAAGCUCUUCUGUUCAGUACCAGAAAAUGGGGCAACAUAGCAAGGGCAAGGGUGCAAAAAC